GUCUGGACCAAAGAUGGCAAGCAGAUUUACACCACUGGGCAAAGAGAUGAAGGCUGUAGCACUCCCAAACACAAUGCUUGUCACAUAUGCUCCAGAUGUGGAAUGGCAACACAUGGAGCCCAGAAGUGCCCUAGAGCACAGAAAGAAGUUUCCACUAAUACUGUAUAA
This is a messenger RNA of Suillus subaureus, 168 nucleotides long. RefSeq lists its product as uncharacterized. The record is from RefSeq and is a predicted model, not a curated record. The annotation marks the transcript as partial. The transcript has a single exon. NCBI's taxonomy places the organism in Eukaryota, Fungi, Basidiomycota, Agaricomycetes, Boletales, Suillaceae.